Gallus gallus (chicken) is the source of this 5249-nucleotide messenger RNA. RefSeq names its product dehydrogenase/reductase SDR family member 9-like. Lineage: Eukaryota; Metazoa; Chordata; Aves; Galliformes; Phasianidae. The record is from RefSeq and is a predicted model, not a curated record. The transcript has 5 exons. Bases 3477 to 4292 code for a protein of 271 amino acids.
UCUCUGGGGACUUGUUAAUAAUGCUGGAAUUAUGGGGCCAACUGCUCCUACAGACUGGUUGGAUAUUGAGCAUUUUAGAGAGCCAAUUGAAGUUAAUUUAAUUGGGCUCAUAAAUGUGACGAUAAAUAUGCUUCCCUUGAUAAAACUAGCAAAGGGAAGGAUAGUAAAUGUAUCCAGUAUUGGAGGUCGCCUAGCAUUCUGUGGUGGAGGCUACUGCCCUUCAAAGUUUGGGGUAGAAGGAUUUAAUGACAGCUUAAGGUAUAACACUGUGAGAAAAAACUACUCUUUAUUUUCUAAGGCUAACAGAUGACUGAAAACCUACACAUGUAGAAUAGAAGCUGAUUUACAUGUCUGACACUUGAUAUAAAACUGAAAAGUAUUAUACAGUUUGGGAUAAGUCUUCUUGAAAGAGCCUUUUUUCAGCAUAGAUUAUGUCACUUUUGAAAUCUAAGAUACAAAUCCUGUUAGGCAUAUACUGUGUUGUCGUUGGUAUUUUUGUAUAUUUAUAUGCAACUUACCUUGUAAUUUAGUUACUCACAGGGGCCUUAUUGGAGAGGAGAUUCCACUCAAGGGAAUUGAGAUGUCUCUGCAGGAUGAACCUAAUCUCCUAUUUAUGAGUGCACCUGGAAUUUGCUAGCAGCUGCCCAUCCAGGGAAAAAAAAAAAAAACAUACGAGUUGUUGCAUGACAUUAACUUUUGUCUAAGCUUUGUUCUUUGUUCUCCCAAGUAUCUUCUCUUAAUUAUACUGAUCAUUAGAGAGACCUACAGAAUACAGCAGACCAGUUCAGGGGACUGCCAUUGCUUCUUCGUGUCAAAUUGGAAACAAUCUGUGCCUAAAUAUACAUGGCCACUUUAGAUACCAGGAGGUAUUCCAGACACAGACGCACAGCUGACAGUUAUGAGAUGUGGCCAGAAGAACCUGUACCAGUCUGGAGAAUCAGAUGGAGGUCAGGAGGGGUUCAUUAAGACAUGUAAAAUGGCUCUGGAUACUUACAUUUAGGCAGCCAAAUGGUCUUACAAGUCUGACAAAUUACGAGCUACUGGAAGGGGAACUAGGAUAUGAAAUAUAAUGUGCCAGUCACUGUCCAUACAUGUUCACACUCAGUGAAGCAGGUAGGAUAGUUCAUCCCUCUCUCAUUUAGGGAUAACAGGAUGAAAGUUCACACCUGUGCUUUCCACACAGUAUUUAUACGUUGGUAUGCCAUGUAAAGACAGAAAUAACAGUACAGAAAAAAAUCCCACUGUAUCAAUAAGGAUUUCUAAUGCAAUUAAAUUGCUGGGCUGUCUUUGCAGGAGAGAUAUGAAAGCUUUUGGAGUUAAAGUUUCCUGCAUUCAACCUGGCCUGUUCAAAACGCCGUUAACCGAUCUAGCAAAGAUUCUGAAAGAGAAGGAGGUUAUUUGGAAUCGGCUUCCCCCCGACACCAAAAAGCAAUAUGGAGAGGAGUAUUUUCAGAAAGGUGAGGUAAUUUCCAGGCAUUUUUAUCAAAAGAAGCAAUAUAUUUCUUGCUGAGAUAGCCUUCAAGGUAGCUUUAUACCUUCUAAUCACUAUGACUUUUUGAAAAGACUGCAUGUUAACAGUUACUCUUCAAAUGCAUCUGCAUCACAAUAUGGCUAUUCACACAAAAACUUGUGCAGUGAAACUUUAUUCAGAUCUCAGUUAAAGAUUAAUUAUUUGUGUUGGCAUGUAGCUUUUGAGCAAACUCCAAGGCAGAAAAACAUUCAUCUAAUGAUGUAACUAAUGUGCUCGCAGUGUUUUUCUGUCACUAUUAUUUAUUUAGUAAUCAAAUAAGGGUAACUUCCCUUUGCUUCUACUAUCCCCAGCAGUGGUGAUGCCAUGCAGAAAUUGUCUAACAGACAGUUCCUGAAGCCUACUGACACCUUCUUGAACCGGAGCUGCUUGUCUUUUGAUCUUUGGGCUUUUUGUUCCUCGAGUUUCUUUCUUAUAGUUGUAUUUCACAGCUUUCUGCAAAGCAAUUACCUUACUACAAGAGACUCACUUACAAUCACAGCAUUUCUAUUUCCAUUUGCAUCUUACACAGGUUUAUUCUGAGACACAAUCAUUGCUAGUAACUUGGGGAAUACAGACACGAUUUUGCCAUUGCUGUUUCACAGUGAAGAGUGACUAAGCUGCUCUUGGGGUAAACUGUAUCACAGGGUCAUUAUGGACAGGGUAGUUGGUCUUCAGAAAUUACUGUGAAUUCUUCUAAAUCAAGAAACAAGAAAUACCAACUCCUUAUUGAAAUUUCACAAAUCAGUGUGGGAUAGAAAGUUAAAAGUCACUUUUCCUGGCUGUCACAGAAUGAUCUUUUGUUUGAGUUUUACAGAAGCAGCAAAGAAAGAAAAGUUCUCCAAGGCCUGUCUUAACACAGACAUUUCACUGGUUGUUGAGUGCAUGGAGCAUGCCCUAACAAGCCUCCAUCCACGGGCCCAUUAUGUAGUUGGCCAGGAUGCUAAGUGGUUUUGGACUCCUCUUUCAAGAAUGCCAGCAGAUGUGCAAGACUUCUUACUUCUAGGAAACAGAGAAAAGCCUGCAGUUUCCCACAGAAAGUAAAUCUUUGUCAAUAUAUUCUCCGCUGCAUAUAAGGCUGAUUCCACAAGAUCUGUCCUUUAUAUUAACAUGGUACAAACCAUACAUGAAAUGCACCCUCAUGUCCUAUAAAUGUAAGAAAUACAGCUAUUUCCCCAAAAUUUGCUACUAUUAAAAACAAAACAAAUAAAUAAAAAACACCCUUCUUUCUUUCUUUCUUUUUUUCCUCAUUUUUGAAGUACAGCAUGCUAAAUCUUAAGGAUCUCUAAUGUCCAGGUCUACCCUGUGUUGUAAAAGGAUCCGUAGCUACAAAGGUACACCAUAGAUCUGACUACAGGGAUCCAAUACCUGCAAUUUAGGUAAUUAAGACUAUGUGUUUUGUUGAGAUUUUUUUUUUUUUUUUAAUUCAGAUUUCGAGUCUGGAAGGUUGCACAUUUUGGCAUAACAAUGAUAGCCCUGUGUUUUGUGAGGUGCAAAGCAGCUCUUUUCUUGUUCAGCUCCUGACACAAGUGCCUGCUAUGAUCCAGCACUCCUAUGAUUCAUCACAACUAAGUCACCACAGAGUGCAGAGGUCUAACCUCAAGUCUGCAGGUGAACACUGCUCGGGAGUUGUUUCCCACUGCCAUGCAAAUUGGCCAGUGACAAAAACAAACAUGCUGAUGAAUUUGCAUUAACAUGACCAAGCUAAAGAUCAAGCUACCCAGUGGCUAUCCAAUUAUUGCUGGUUUUCAAUUUAGAUUCUUCAAAGCCUGCAAAAUAUGUUUUCUGUUUUUUCUCAAUGCAGCUUCAGUGUGGUCAUUUCAUUUAUACCUGCUAUCUGAAAAAGUCAUUCUUUCCAGAGCAGAUUUGAGGUUUUUGUGAAAACUGUAUCAUCGUGCAAGUGUCGGUGCACAAGCUGAUGAGUUUGUCUCAAGCAGUUUCUACGUUCUGACACCGAAAUAACUGACGAAUGCCACUCAUGAGCACCUGGAGGUACAUGGUGAGCUUGCAGAUGUCUCCUCAGAACCUCUCAUUUUCAGACUCACUGCACAUAGUGAUUCUGGCUUCCAUACUUUCUCUCAUCAUUUACUGGCUCAUCAGAGACCGUCACAGAGUUAGAAACCUGAGUGGAAAGUAUAUCUUCAUAACAGGCUGUGACACCAGACUUGGAAAUGCACUGGCCAGGUGGCUUGACAAAAGAGGAUUUUGUGUCAUUGCUGCAUGUGCCACUGAACAAGAAGGCCAAGAACUACGGUCUUGCUCCUCACUCUCCUUGAAGACAGUGAAUCUGGACUUGGCUGACUCCAGCAGCAUAUCCAGGGCCAUAGCAUUUGUGACAGAAGAAACGGAAGGCAAGGGGCUUUUUGGCUUGGUGAACGCUGCUGAAGGAACAACACCUGCAGCACCCACUGACUGGCUGAGGAUUGAUGACUUCCACUCAGAGCUGGAAGUUAACCUACUGGGAUUGAUUGAACUCACGCUCAAACUUCUACCACUUCUGAAAAAAGCCAAGGGAAGAGUAGUGAAUCUAAUCAAUGCUAAAGGCUUCAUGGCAUUUGUAGGGGGUGGCUACAACUUGUCCAAAUGGGGCAUGGAAUCUUUCUCCGACAUCUUACGGAGAGAUAUUCAGCACUUUGGAGUGAAAGUAAGCAUUGUUGGGCACAGUUUCUUCAACACAGAAGCUAAUUCAGGUAUCAUGGAGAGAGACCUCUUAAGACUUUGGAACAGACUGCCAAAUGAGAUCAGAGAUUCCUAUGGAGAAAAAUACUUUUCUGAAUGUAAGUAGGAAAAGGCCUGUAUGAAGGCUCAGGGGAGGAUAUGAUUAAUGACUCUAAAUACCAGAAAGGGGGGAUACAGAGAUAACGGAAGCUUGACUGUUGAGCGGUGCCCAGUGACACGACAAGGCAGGACAAAUUGGAACACAAGAGGUUCUGUCUGAACAUCAGGAAAUACUGAGUACUGGAAGAAGUCACCCUGAUUGUUUGUGGAGUCUCCCUCCUUGGAGAUCUUCAAAGGCCACCUGGACAUGAUCUUGGGCAACCUGCCCUAAGUAGUCCAGUGUGAGAAGGGCUUUGGACACGAUGACCUCUGUAGAUCCCUUCUGACCUCAACCACUCUAUGAUUCUGCGAAUAUUUGCAGGAUUUUAUAAGCUUUAGUUAGGAGAUCAUUGAUGUUCAUCCUGUGUAUGGUAGAUGAGGGCAGUUCUAUUGGUUCCCCUGGAAAAUCAGUGACGUGAUGGCAUCCCACCAUCCUUAGUUCCUAUGUACUUAGAGGUAGAAUAUCUAGGGGGCACAGGUGGGUUAGGGCUGUGAUUGUGCACUAUAUUUAUGGCUUAAUGAUAGCUGAAAAGUUCUGCUAUACAUAUAGUAGAAAAGAUCUGGCUCACAAUAUGGGCCAGGGAGGUUUCUGUUUACCUGGUUCUUUGGAUUCUGCAGCACUUGCUUGUCUCUGCUCUGCUACAGCUAUGCCACCCACUGUACUUGAGCCGGCAGUUUAAGGCAACCCUUAUUAUAAAUCUACAGAAGCUGUAGAAAAACCUGUAAAUGAAAACAAUUCUCUCACAAAGAAUGUUGUAUACAUACUUCCAGUUUGUUUUCUUCUUUGUAGAUAGAAAAGCUCAAAGAUCAUCAGUGAAAAGACUGUGCAACUCUGAUAUUUCUAAGGUAAUAAAAUGCAUGGAACAUGCCCUGUUAGCAAAGUACCCCAGGACACGAUAUGCAGCUGGAUGGGAUGCAAAGUUCU